Messenger RNA from Lotus japonicus, 1882 nucleotides. RefSeq names its product probable LRR receptor-like serine/threonine-protein kinase At5g59680. The coding region runs from base 62 to 1702 and encodes 546 amino acids. Gene Ontology annotation, molecular function: protein binding. NCBI's taxonomy places the organism in Eukaryota, Viridiplantae, Streptophyta, Magnoliopsida, Fabales, Fabaceae. The record is from RefSeq and is a predicted model, not a curated record. The transcript has 7 exons.
UGCUUAGCCUAAACACAAGACUCAAGCUAGUCACCUUUCAUAAACCUCUUCACAAACAUCCAUGAAAAUCCCUUCAAUUUUUCUUUUAGCCUUAGCACUUUGGGUGCUACUGUCCACAAAGCCUUCUCUCACAGUCUUUGUGAGCAUCAACUGUGGAUCCUCAAAAUAUGUCACAGAUGAAAACAACAUAAGAUGGACUGGUGAUGAUGAUUACAUCCAACAUGGCGUGUCACGCCAAGUCUACUUGGGUUCUGACCCAUUGAGCACUCUUAGGGAGUUUCCAACUAGAAAGAAGAAUUGCUAUUCCAUCAAAGUUCCUAAAGGAGAAAAAGUUCUUACCAGAGCAAGCUUUUACUAUGGGAAUUAUGACAGCAAAUUCUCUCCACCUGUCUUUGAUCUUCAGUUUGAUGGAAACUACUGGGCCACUGUGAACACCUCAAGUUACUAUUAUGUUGAUUAUGAAGCAAUCUAUGUGGCCAAGGGAAACUUCACUAGCAUAUGUGUUUCUCAAACAAAGCCUAACCAGAUUCCCUUUAUAUCAUCCCUUGAAGUUCGCAGCUUGGACCCUUCUAUGUACAGUCAUGUUGAUUCCAAUCAUGCAUUGAAUUUGCAAUGGAGAUCUGCUUUUGGUGUAAAUCAAAGUAUCAGGUACCCAGAUGAUGUUUUUGAUAGAAUAUGGAGAGCAGCAUAUGGUAUAUUGCUUUCAGAAGUCAAAGGUGAGGUAUCAGACAUUGAUAUUAAUACAGCAGAAGAUCAUCCACCAGAAGCUGCACUGCAAAAUGCAGUUGUUUCCUCAGGCACUAAUUCAUACAUCCAGCUUAUCAAUCGGCUUCCGGCGAAGGCACUUCCGGUUUACAUCGCCACUUACUUCUCAGAAUUACAGGAAAGUGCACUUGGUAAAAGAUCCUUCCAAAUGUACAUAGACAACAAGCCCUUUUCAAGUCCAAUAGUUCCUCCUGUUGGAAGUGUGAAAGAAGUGUACAUCACCAACAUGACAGCUUCAGCAGACACUUUGUUUACUCUUCAGGCCACAGACACUUCUACCCUUCCUCCUAUACUCAAUGCUCUUGAAGUUUAUACAAUAAGUGAUGCAUUAACUGCAGGAACAGAUAGCAGAGAUGUGGAAGGUUUGUUACAGCUGCAAUUUGCAUUUGAAGUUCUAGUAGAGUGGAGUGGGGACCCUUGUCUUCCAUAUCCAUAUAACUGGGAUUGGAUAGAAUGUACCACUGAUGCCAAACCUCGUGUAACAGCAUUGUAUCUCAGUGGUUAUGAUCUUCGAGGCACACUUCCAGAUUUCAGUUCCAUGAAUGCACUUGAAACAAUUGAUUUGCAUAACAAUACCAUAGAAGGCACCAUUCCUGAUUUCCUAGGUCUUCUACCUAAUCUCAAGACACUGAACUUGUCUUACAAUAGGUUCAAUGGUUCCAUACCCGCAUCUCUAAAGAAGAAGAACAUAAAAACUGACACAACAAAUAAUUGUCUCUCGGGAAUUAAGUGUCAACCUCUCAAUGAUUCUCCACCACCACCGCCACCUCAACUCUUUUCAGGCGAUGAACCGAAUAAUCCACCGCCUCCGCCGUUGAAUCUUUUUGCUGGGGAUGAUUCAGUAGGAGUGGGAAGUGGAAGCGUGAAGAAUAACAAGCUGAACAUAUUAGUCAUAGUAGCUACUUUGCUACCACUGCUUUUCGUGAAAUUUAUAUGAGAAGGAUAGUUUUGUUUCAUUUGUUAAGAAGAUUAUCAUCAAGAUGUUAAGCUAGUCUUGUACUGUGUGUCUCUUCUAAUGUUGCUUCCAUUUUCUCCUUUUUAUUUUAUCUUUUUCUUUAUGCAAAUUAGCUUGUGUAUUCAAACGAUUCUAUAAUUGUUGGAAGUGAUUUGUGCGCUA